Gymnogyps californianus (California condor) is the source of this 767-nucleotide messenger RNA. Its product is annotated as endoplasmic reticulum-Golgi intermediate compartment protein 3-like. The coding region runs from base 22 to 288 and encodes 88 amino acids. The transcript has 3 exons. Gene Ontology annotation, cellular component: COPII-coated ER to Golgi transport vesicle; endoplasmic reticulum membrane; endoplasmic reticulum. Lineage: Eukaryota; Metazoa; Chordata; Aves; Accipitriformes; Cathartidae. Gene Ontology annotation, biological process: retrograde vesicle-mediated transport, Golgi to endoplasmic reticulum; endoplasmic reticulum to Golgi vesicle-mediated transport. The record is from RefSeq and is a predicted model, not a curated record.
GGUUCCGGGCCGCGCGGCGCCAUGGCCUCGCUGUGGCGGCUGAAGCGGUUCGAUGCCUUCCCCAAGCCCCUGGAAGACUUUCGGGUCAAGACGUGCGGGGGCGCGCUGGUGACGGCUGUCAGCGGGCUCAUCGUGGUGCUGCUUUUCUUCUCGGAGCUGCAGUACUACCUCCCCAAGGAGCCGGUGGCCUUGACGACGGGAGCGGGCUGCCCUCCCCCGAGAGCCGCCCUGCGCCGAGGUGCUUCGAUAGCAGGCCGAGACCACAGACCUUGGCAGUCUCCUUUGUGAAGAGGGAUCGCAAGGAACUGUGCUGAUGCUGCAGGGGGAAGUGGAUUACAUUUCAGCGUAACAGCUUCUGUGGCAGCUGGAAACAGUCCUCCUUGUACACCGAACCAAACCCCGCAUUUAGGGUGCUGCAGUGUGCAUCUUGUUCCCUGUACGUCACUUGGCCCCAGCCAUACGCACUCUUCCAGUCUGGCACGUUCUUAUCCCCCUGGCUGAAAGAGUCUGUAUUUUCCCUGGCUGACUGGUGACUCGACCCUUAAGCCUAAACUUGCACCUUACUACGUUUACUUUGUGUGUGUGUGCAUACCUGAUAAACAUAUUUUAGUUGAUGUAUCAGUUAGAAGUUGUAGUAAGCGGUCCUUGGCUCCAUAAACAUCUCCUCUACAGUAUUUGCAUGUUAUGACUCAUCCUUGUACUUCAAUACAAACCAGAAACGAUUCUGGCAAAGUGCUGCAGUCUAACAGUAAUACUGUCCUGACUUU